CUCUCAGAAAAUGUUUGUCAUAUUUUGUUUUCUGUUGAUGAUCAGAGUCGGACGCUGCAUAGAUGAUCAGAAGUUUGAUGUAAAGACUGUUGCUGCUCAAGAAAAUGUGACUUUGACGUGUCCUCGUGAGAAACGCUUGGAUGAUGAGAAGCUUUACUGGAUUAGAAUCAUUUCUGGUCACCAGCCUGAAUUCUUGGGAAGAACGUUUGUCUUUGAUUAUGAAGAAGUUAAUCAGACUCCUCAUUUUACAACCAAACAAGGACCUGGAACUUUUAUUUUGCACAUUCAUCAAACUCAGAUCAGUGACACUGGACUUUACUACUGCAUCGGAGCUGAAACGCUUAAAAUGAUCUUUUUGAGAGGAGUCUUUCUCAAAGUUGAAGGACCCCAAUCUUCCAUCUCUGGCAUCAUUCAAGCUCCUCCGUCUGCUGCGGUCCAUCCAGGAGAGUCGGUGUCUCUGCAGUGUUCGGUCCUCUCUGACUCUGAGAAGAAAACAUGUUCAGAAGAUUACAGAGUUCACUGGUUCAGAGCAGGAUCACAUCAAUCUCACCCCAGUUUCAUUUAUACUCAUGGAAACAAUGCAGAGUGUGGAAACUCUUCCCAGAAAUGUUUCUAUAACUUCUCUAAGAAGGUCAGUGUAUCUGAUGCUGGUACUUAUUACUGUGCUGUGGCUGCAUGUGGAGAGGUCAUGAUUGGAAAUGGAGCAAAACUGGACAUUAAAGAUUCCAACAAAAGACCUUUGAAUCACACAGAAAUAGCUCUUUGUAUUGUCUGUGCUGCUUUGGCUGCAAGUGUGACUGUUUCAGUCUAUCUCAUUUGGACCAUCAAGAACAAGAAUUGUAACUGUGAGAGAUGA
Salarias fasciatus (jewelled blenny) is the source of this 856-nucleotide messenger RNA. RefSeq lists its product as uncharacterized. Gene Ontology annotation, biological process: response to bacterium. The transcript is spliced from 5 exons. The coding region runs from base 11 to 856 and encodes 281 amino acids. The record is from RefSeq and is a predicted model, not a curated record. NCBI's taxonomy places the organism in Eukaryota, Metazoa, Chordata, Actinopteri, Blenniiformes, Blenniidae.